AUGCGAUUGUUGCUGUUCGUUCUGGCUGUUGUCGCUGCUGCUCAGGCAUUUUUCACAUUUCGAGGGCAGUCACCGUCUGACGAAUUUCGUGUGGUUAAUAUACCGGUGAAUGCGAAUGCAGUGAUUUCGCCACGAUUUCGACCGUAUCUUAAACGACGAUUUGUUCUACCACGUAUGGGAAUGCCGACUUACGUUCGUGAAGGUGAUCUUCCUAGAAGGAAUUGA
This is a messenger RNA of Necator americanus (New World hookworm), 225 nucleotides long. RefSeq lists its product as uncharacterized. The transcript is spliced from 2 exons. Bases 1 to 225 code for a protein of 74 amino acids. The record is from RefSeq and is a predicted model, not a curated record. Lineage: Eukaryota; Metazoa; Nematoda; Chromadorea; Rhabditida; Ancylostomatidae.